Truncatella angustata is the source of this 294-nucleotide messenger RNA. RefSeq lists its product as uncharacterized. The annotation marks the transcript as partial. Gene Ontology annotation, biological process: mycotoxin biosynthetic process. Lineage: Eukaryota; Fungi; Ascomycota; Sordariomycetes; Amphisphaeriales; Sporocadaceae. The record is from RefSeq and is a predicted model, not a curated record. The transcript is spliced from 3 exons.
ACAGGUCUCGAUGUUUUCCACCAGGUCCAUUGCAUUAAUCAAGUACGAAAAGCCCUUUAUCCGGAAUACUAUCCUCCCUCCCAGAGCAGUAUACCGUCUAAGACUGACACUAACAAUGAAAAUCUGGCAGAACACUGCCUCGACUACGUGCGACAGGCCGUCAUGUGCAAUGCCGACACCACCCUUGUGACUCAUAAAUGGUUCGAGUCGGCACAGACGUUUGGACCCAAUUUCCGCACACAGCACACAUGCAGAAACUUCGAUGCACUGAUGGAUUGGUCACUGGCGAGGUCA